AGAGAGAGGAGCAAUUUUUCCCCCCUGAUCGCGCCAUCGCACUGUUACUAUCGCUGCUGCCGCCGACAGCACCAUCGCCGCCUGUGCAACAAUCUUCUCCCCAGUCCAGUUCGCCGAGAGUGCGUGCGAUUCACUUGGAGAUCCGCGGCGCCGCAGUCUCGACGUCUCCGCUUUCGCUCGGCGAAUCCGAAUUCGGCAGCUCCCGGUCGCGGCGACCCCACUUCGCCCACAACUUUUUUUUUCUCUCCCACCCAUUCACCCCGAUUUCUUUUUAAUUUUAAUUUCGAGGCGCCGUUUUAUUUUCUCCUUCGUUCCGAGUAGCCACUCUCCCUCUUCGUCCUUCCGUUUUGUUUUGUUUUUUGGUUCCAAUUUUAAUUUCGGGUCCUUGGUUUUUUUUGUGGGGUUUUUUUUAAAAAAAACUAUUUCUUUUUUUUUUCUCCUGGGGGACCGGUAACAGUUGUGUUUUUCACCACCAUGAACAAGCUGUAUAUUGGAAAUCUGAGUGAAAACGUGACUUCGGAGGACUUGGUGAAAGUCUUUGAGGACUGCAAGAUCCCUUUCUCUGGGCAGUUUCUAUUGAAAACUGGCUACGCGUUUGUGGACUGUCCAGAUGACCACUGGGCGAUGAAGGCGAUCGAAACGUUCUCUGGUAAAGUGGAGUUGCACGGAAAGCGCAUGGAAGUCGAACAUUCUGUGCCCAAGAAGCAAAGGACCCGGAAAAUCCAGAUCCGAAACAUUCCGCCACACCUGCAGUGGGAGGUCCUGGACGGGCUGCUGGCCCAAUAUGGCACAGUGGAGAACUGCGAACAAGUGAACACGGACAGCGAGACGGCGGUGGUCAACGUCACGUAUGGCACGCGGGAGCAGGCCAGACAGGCAAUCCAGAAGCUGAAUGGCUACCAGUUUGAGAACAACGCUCUGCGCGUCUCCUACAUCCCGGAUGAGCAGUCGGCCUCCCAGGGCCAGCAGGGCCCCGACAACGGGCGGCGCUCGGGGUACGGCAAUCGCGGGGGUCCCCGGCAGGGAUCCCCGGGCGCCGGAGGACCCUCCAAACACCAGCACGCCGACAUCCCUCUGCGGCUGCUCGUGCCCACGCAGUACGUGGGAGCCAUCAUCGGCAAGGAGGGCGCCACCAUCCGCAACAUCACCAAGCAGACCCAGAGCAAGAUCGACGUCCACCGCAAGGAGAACGCGGGCGCAGCCGAGAAGCCCAUCAGCAUCCACUCCGCCCCGGAGGGCUGCUCCUCUGCCUGCCGGAUGAUCCUGGAGAUCAUGCACCAGGAGGCCAAGGACACCAAGACGGCGGAUGAGGUGCCCCUGAAGAUCCUGGCUCACAAUAACUUCGUGGGACGUCUGAUUGGGAAGGAGGGGCGGAACCUGAAGAAGGUGGAGCAGGACACGGACACCAAGAUCACCAUCUCCCCGCUGCAGGACCUGACCCUGUACAACCCGGAGCGGACGAUCACGGUGAAGGGCUCGAUCGAGGCGUGCUGCCAGGCGGAGCAGGAGAUCAUGAAGAAAGUGCGGGAGGCCUACGACAACGACAUCGCCGCCAUGAACCAACAGACUCACCUGAUCCCCGGGCUGAACCUCAGCGCCCUGGGGCUGUUCCCCCCUUCUUCCGCCAUGCCCCCUCCUCCCCCUGGCAAUUCGGCCGCUGUCGCCCCCUAUGGCUCCUAUGGGCAGGCCCCGGAGCAGGAGACCGUGCACGUGUACAUCCCCGCGCAGGCCGUAGGCGCCAUCAUCGGCAAGAAGGGGCAGCACAUCAAGCAGCUGAGCCGCUUCGCCGGAGCCUCCAUCAAGAUCGCUCCUGCUGAAGCGCCAGACUCCAAGAUGCGCAUGGUGAUCAUCACAGGACCCCCCGAGGCCCAGUUCAAGGCCCAGGGCAGGAUCUACGGCAAGCUGAAGGAAGAGAAUUUCUUUGGGCCCAAAGAGGAGGUGAAACUGGAGACGCACAUCAAAGUAGCAGCUAGCGCCGCUGGCAGAGUGAUUGGCAAAGGAGGCAAAACGGUGAACGAGCUGCAGAACCUGACGGCCGCAGAGGUGGUGGUCCCGCGAGACCAGACCCCGGAUGAGAACGACCAGGUCAUCGUCAAGAUCAUCGGCCACUUCUACGCCAGCCAGCUGGCGCAGAGAAAGAUCCGGGACAUCCUGACGCAGGUGAAGCAACAGCAGCAGAAAGGGGGCCCGGGGGCACCUCAGGGGCCGCCCCAGCAGCCGCCAGCCGAGCAGGGGGCCCCCCAGGCACCGGCGCAGGGACCCCAGCCUUUCAGGAGGAAGUGAGCCGCCCGCGUGGACCGAUCCGCGGGGAGGAGAGCAGCAGAGAGUGAGGAGCGCAGACCCAGCGGGAGACGGGAAGAUGCAUGUAACUAGAGAAACCGAGCGAGAGAGGGAAAAUACGAAAAACGGAGAAAAAAAAGGAAAACAAAAUGAUAGAAAACAGAGACCAGAUGCCAGGCCAGUGAGAGUGACUGGAAAUGAAUAGAUGAGUGAAAUGAGUACAAACAAGUUAGCGGUUAAGAUGGGGAGAGGUUUGCUUGGCUGACCAGCGGAGUGAGGGAGUAGUUCUCCUGGUGCACAUGCGCGCGGAAAGAACGCAGCGCAGCUCCAGCUCGGGCUGAGCCAGGGCAGGGCUGGCAGGCCGUGCCAGACGAGCAGGGCAGUGCAGAGGCCGCAAACAAAACACACAGGAAAAGAAAUCAGGAAGGAAGCUCCUGCCUGCUGGAGUCUCCAGAAUUAAAAGUAAAAAGCUAUUGGUAUUCAUUUCCAGUCAGUCUUGUUAUCAAGGGUGGUUUUUUAAAAUAAAUUUUAUAUAAAGAGAGGAAACUUAUGGAACGCAGUGGAGGGAGCAGGGCAGGCGUUACAUCCCCGAGGUCAUAGGUCAGAGGUCACCGUGGCCUGGGUGCCCUCUGCCCGGUCCGGACCGUGUCACGUGACCAGUCCCUAGCGAAUCAGAGACAGGGGGCAUGGCCGUAGAGGUUAACACAGCUCCUUUCAUUACCUGACAGAAGAACUGAAAAGAAUUUUAAGAAAAAACUUAAGGUUGUAAAUAUAAUCUUCAUGAGAAAAGAAGAUGCUCCAUGCGAUUGUUGGAAGCACAUUUAAAGUUGCACAGGAAGGAGCUUCUCUGAACUAGUCCCUGGCUCUUAUUUCUGUGUGACUUGAAGCAGGGAGCCCGAGCUCGGCCUCUGCAGAGUGGGUACAGUUCUGUACAGGUCCCAGGUGGCCUUGCAGUUGUAUUGCAGGUGCCAGUUCUGUGAGUACUUUUUUAAAAAUCAGCAAUUUUGUUGAUGUGUGACCUGUACACAAACGGCAUAUAUUAUAUAUAUUAUAUAUAUUGUAUAUGAGUUAACCAGGUGCUGCCCCCUGGCUGUGACAUUGGGAGGUACAGGCGGUGUCUUUUCUGAAGAACAGCGACUGCAGCUCAGAGGAGCAGUAUCCCCAAACGCUGUGGCUCAGCCCGGACAGCAUGGCCGCAUUUAGAGGCUUCAGGGUGAUGGCGGAGACUGGGUUUUGCUGGCUCAGCAAAACCUGGAAGCAGCUGGCCUUUACCCCCAGGGCAGCUGCACACAGGCCGUAGGGGCUGGGCUGGACAGGUCACGCACAGCGCGGGACUGGUGUUCCCCUCCGGGCACGCCGGCGCCCCCUGCCCUCACCCCCGUGCGCGGCUGGCGCUCAUGCUGCUGCUGUCGGUGUCGGUGGGUGACCAGCUGGCCCCGCCACAGUCCGGCUGUCCUGACAGGCAGCAAGGGGCUGCAGCUGCCUGCCUCUAACGCAGAAAUCAAGAAGGGGUGUGCAGGGUGAUCUGUCCGUCUUCCUGUCUUCAGUGAAUUACCAGAAGGCAAGAGCAAGUCCAUAAUGGAGGUCAAAGGAGAAUAUUCCCCACUGUGCAGGUUAACGCCUCCGCGUUUCUGGUUAGAUGAAGAGAUCGGGAGGCUGGGACCCUGAAUAAUUUGGGCAUUGGUUCCUGUAGUCCUUUUGCUUCGUUUGGGGUUAAACACGUGAGCAGGCCACCCAUCCCAUUAAUCCUGCCUGGUCUUUAGCAGCUGAUUGAUAAUGGGGAACAACGGAUCCAGUUGUUCGCUGAAGGAAGCCUGGGUAUCGGCUUCAACGGUGUGGCAGUUUGUUCCACGCUCCCACACUCCUUUGUGUAAAGUAGUGCCUCCCGCUCUCGGCCUUAAACGCACUUCCACCUCUGCCUUCUUCAGACGGAGGCCCUCGGUAGUCUCCUCUGUGCAGUUUGGCCAGCUCUGCCAGCCUGUCGGCGCAGGGUGCUGCCCGGGCCCACAGCCGCCGUGGCGGUCCCAGAGCUGCUGAGCGCUUACCUGUCAUGUGACCACACCUGGACGCCACACCGUAGCCCUGCUGGCUCCAGAAAGGCACCGCCGCGCGGCCCGGCUCUGGGUGGGUGGCCGGCUUUGGAUUUCCUGUGAAGCUGAGGGGAUGUGGGCGCCGCCGGCUCUGCCCCCCGGCCGCGCUGCCUCGCACGCUCCUGCCCGACAGCGCCCCCGAGAGGCAAGCAGGAACGUUGCGACAACGAGACUGAACAAUCCUAUACCUCAGGGUGUCGUUACCUCAGUGUUCGUUUCUGACUUUUUUUUUUUUUUGCUUGCUGGUGUUUUAUAUAAAGCUGAUAGUCUUGAAUAUUUUAUUUUUUUAAGAAAAAGAAGUAUUUUUUGUUUUUUUUUGGGGGUGGGGGGGGAGGUGUUGUCAUUGUUGCUUUGUUUUUUUUUUUUUGUGUGUACAAGUUCAUCAGAAUAAGCCAGUGGAGCAGAAGUGGAAAGGAAAAUCAGUCCAGACUGGUACGAAACCGGGCGCUAAUGUUAACGAUUCCAGUUCAACGAACAUCGUUCGGCAUGGAUUACUCACUUAAAAUAAUACACAGAUAUUUGAGGGCUUGCUGUAAGAUUUGUGUUUUCCUCUGGCUUCUUCUGAUGUGUUUGAUUUGAUUUUUAAAAUCAAUGUCUUUGUCAGCGGGGAAAAUGGAUGAAAGAGCUGCUGUCUUUCGGUGUUAAUUAACACUGAGUCAAUUAACCAUUUAAUGAAUGCCUUCUACAGAGGCACUUCAGGAAUUUCGGCGAACAGGAGAACAUGUAGGAUGAGCGUAACUUGCGGAUAUCUGCCAGAUAAGUUGAAUUAAGAGAAACGUCGCGACCCAACAGUUUGGACUGUGCCUAAUAGAAACAGCACCUGCUGUGAUGAAGUUGGUGUCGUCCCUCCAGCUCUCCUGCUCUUCAGAUGCUGCAGCUGUGUUCAGGUGCUUGACAGCCUCAGCACUGUGAAUAGAGAAGAGAAACAGCUUGUGGCCGGAGGACCUAAAGGGGGCUGAUCCAUUCCAGGCGAUAAGGGGACUCAGUGGGCCACUGUCUUGUCCGUCUUGAGUCACCUUGGGUCACAGUACUGUCCAUCUCUCCUUUGGGCCACGGUACUGGCCACCUCUAAAUUGGGCCACUGUCCUGUCCACCUCUAAAUUGGGCCACUGUCCUGUCCACCUCUAAAUUGGGCCACAGUCCUGUCCACCUCUAAAUUGGGCCACAGUCCUGUCCAUCUCUCCAUUGGGCCACAGAACUGUCCACCUCUAAAUUGGGCCACAGAACUGUCCACCUCUCCUGCCUCGGUGAGAGUUUCCAUGUCUGCACUGAGGUCAAGUCACCUGAAGGCUAGGGUGACCCUUACAGGUCAAAGUCUAAAGAAAUAUUUUUCGCAUAGGUGCCGGCUGCCAGAUCCCUUCAUCUGUUCUCCCCUCCUGACGAGUUUUUGUUCUUUUUUUUUCCUGUAAUGAAUAAAUCUUUUGAAGAAAGACAACAAGGGUAGGAGAAAAAAAAAA
This is a messenger RNA of Lepisosteus oculatus (spotted gar), 5827 nucleotides long. It is a transcript of the gene igf2bp1, whose product is annotated as insulin-like growth factor 2 mRNA binding protein 1. Gene Ontology annotation, biological process: nervous system development; regulation of gene expression. The record is from RefSeq and is a predicted model, not a curated record. Gene Ontology annotation, cellular component: cytoplasm; nucleus; cytosol. Lineage: Eukaryota; Metazoa; Chordata; Actinopteri; Semionotiformes; Lepisosteidae. Gene Ontology annotation, molecular function: mRNA 3'-UTR binding.